Molecule: messenger RNA, 1377 nt
Organism: Actinia tenebrosa (Australian red waratah sea anemone)
Lineage: Eukaryota; Metazoa; Cnidaria; Anthozoa; Actiniaria; Actiniidae
Product: NADPH-dependent quinone oxidoreductase VAT1
Molecular function (GO): oxidoreductase activity
Source: RefSeq, a predicted model, not a curated record
AAAGGAACGGCCUAUGAGGCACUAAAAGGAGAUUUGUUGUGCAUUAAACUGACAGAUUGAUCAGAUCUAGCGGGAUUUUUUUGGCAGAUAUUUUUACACCGACAUUUUUGAGGCUCGGGUUUCUUUGAUAAAACCAGUUGUUCGCUACGGAUUGUGGGAUUUCCUUCCAGCGACAUGGCGGAGGUGGAAACGACUAAAGACGUGCCAGCUACAGCCGAGGUUGAGGCUCAAAAUGAACCCCAAGAAGAAACAAAACCAGCUCCUACAGAACCUGAACCUGAGGUAGAGACAAUGCGUUGUGUUAGACUCAAUGGUCAUGGCGGGUAUGGGAAGCUAAAAGUCGAAAAACAUCCUAAACCCAAGGCCACUGAUGGAAAUGUUGUCGUCAAAGUUCACGCAUGUGGGCUGAACUUUGCAGACCUAAUGCAGCGGCAAGGUUCAUACAGUGAAGCACCAAAGGUACCAUACACUCCWGGUCUGGAGUGCUCUGGUGUUGUGGAAGAGAUAGGAGAACAUGUCACUGGAAUUGAGGUUGGAUCAAGAGUAUGCUGCAUAACACUCUUUGGUUCRUGGGCAGAGUUCGUAGCUGUGCCCUUCACUCAUUGCUUUGUGAUGCCUGAAUCAAUGACCUUUGAAGAAGGUGCAGCGUUCCCUGUCACCUACCUGACGGCAUAUCUCAUGUUGUUCCAUUGUGGUAACAUAAAGAGGAGAAAGAGCAUUCUAAUUCAUAUGGCUGCUGGUGGAGUGGGAACAGCAGCAACCCAGCUCUGCAAGACUGUUGAGGGUUUGAAAAUUUUUGGUACUGCUUCUGCUUCAAAGCAUGAAAUGAUCAAAGAGUUUGGUGUUGAUCAUCCCAUUGAUUACAGAACRCAGGAUUAUGUCCAUGCUAUUAAAGACAUAACUCAUGGUGUAGACCUGAUUCUUGAGCCACUAUCAGGCUCAGAUACCAAGAAAUGCUAUGAUCUUCUUAAUCCUAUGGGAGCAAUGAUCUGCUUUGGUUAUGCAAAUCAAAUUUCAGAGUCAAAGGGUGUGUUCUCGGCAGCAAAAAAUUGGUUUCAAGGUGUAACCUUCAACCCCACGAAGAUGAUCCCAGACAACAAGACAGUCUGUGGAUUUCAUUUGGGCCGCAUCUAUACCUCAAUAGAUUUGAUCCGGGAUGCAAUGAAGGAUUUAAUGAAGUUGUAUAAUGAUGGUGCCCUCAAGCCUUGCAUUGACAGCGUAUUUGCCCUAGAAGAGGUUGCCAAAGCACAGCAAAAGAUGCAUGAACGAAAGAACAUUGGAAAAAUUCUUUUGUCUCCCUUGAAAGAACCUGAACCAGAACCUGAGCCAGAACCAAAGAAAAAGAAGAGAUCUGAAAGUAAAGUGGAAGCUGAACAA